UUGACUAAAACUAAUACUUCAAGGACUGAAACUAACAUUAUAUCAAAGUGCCAAACUUAGCAUGCCUAAAAACUUCAAAUCUCCAUUACGGUGAUAACAGGUGAUAACAAUUCGGAUUAUAGCUGAAAGUAUAGUGGAGAGCCCAUGUCUAGCUGUUCUCCUCUGCUACACACAAACCUUCAAAUUCAUGCUCACAGCAGUCUCAUUGCACUGUAGCCGUGUGGCUUGGCAGCAGCAGCAGACAAACAGAGGGGGGCGAAGGACAGCACGAGUUAGCACAGAGAGAGAUAGGCGCUCUCAUCAGUGACGGGCUCACCGGCUGCAUGGACAGAGCUGUGGCGCAGGAGGACACGAAGAGGUGCAACGGGAGGACAAGCUGCCUGAAAACCGGAGCAAAACGGGAGAGACCACGAGAAAGGGAGGGGAAUGAAGAGGGGGAUGAAGAGAGCUCACUGAGGGGAGAGAAGUCAUUCGGAGCAGGGAGAGGGAGCAAGCUGGAUGAAGCUGACAAGGACACAGGGGGAAGAAAGCGCACAGAGAAGCCUUCCCUGACGGGGGAGAGAAGUGAGGGAGUGUGUGUACAAAGUGGAAAAGAAGAAGAGGAGGAGGAGAGGGAGCCUGACAAGAGGUCGAGCUUACGGGGCUGACUGACACGAGCGAAGAGGAGGAGGAGUGUGAGAGCAAGUUGAUGGAUUUGAUUUGGGGAGAGUAUUUUUAGAAGGAGGAGCGGAGACAUGAGAGGAAUAUUGAGAUUAGACAGACUGUCUUUGAGUGGAGGAGAAAAAUCUAGGAAGAAGAAGUAGAGAGAAUAACUGGAGACAGAGAAAAGGGGGAGAGAUGUUGAGAUCAGAGUGUGACAGAACAGAUUAUUUCUGGUCUGGUUUCCCGCAGGAAACCGCUGUGAGUGUAUGUCCGUGUAUGCGCAUGAGUGCUUCCUUCUCCAUAUGAGAGUGUGUUGUAUCAUGUUUCUCACUGUGGCUGUGAUGCUGAGAAACAGGUCCGCUACAAGAUGAAGCUACCCCGUGGUUACCCGCAGGACUUAAUAACACUGGUUAAAGCCAAGUGGGGGGAAGAGACAAGGAACAGACCAGUGACAUCACGAGGAGCAGUCAAGACAUUAAGAGUGAGACCGCAAAGUGGGAUAGAAAACAAAUGAGCAUGGGAGACUUUUGUGAAUUCAAUUAAAGCUUGUACCUAAUAGUGACAAGGAACUGAUUGCCGCCUCUGGCUGCCGAACGCCUCUGCAAGCCAGUGAAGCCAAAAAACACACUCACGUAACUCAGAAGAAGAGAAACCACAGCGCUGGAACAAGGCAAGCUCUUCUCUAACAGACUGCACCACACCAACCAAUUCCCUUCGCUGUCGUCUCAUUAUUUUAAUUACCUUCCCUUCUUUCAUUUGUUUUUUUUGUCCUCUCUGCUUAGCCCUUGGUGUUUUGUAUUCUAUCCUCCUCUCUCCCUCUCUCUUCCCCUCCCUCUUCCUCUUGCCUUCGCUCUCUCUGUCUCAUCCUCUCUUGUUCACUGUCACACUAACUGCGGUGGAUGCUGGAAUCACUCAUGUAGAAGCCACCUUGCUUGGAGCACAUUUGCCUAGCUGAUUUUUUUUUUUCUUCCCCUGCUGAGUUGGAUGAUUGGAGCACUCUCAGAUGAAGAGACCAGGAGAGAUGACCAACAAGUAGCUGCUGCUGAGUUCAUCAGAGCUCCUGCACCAACAGGAGAAGACGAUUGCAAAAGACAGAUUUCCUUGAGGGUACUUCUAGGUGUGCAUGCGUUACAUUUCCAAUUAAGACUGCAUGGAUCAUUAGUAUUUGUGAGGCCAAACACAUAUCCAGGUGUGGAUUACAGUAGUGGAUUUAUCCUGGAGCUACAUGUGGGCCCCAGCCCCUGAGGCCUGGCUGGGAAAUGAAGCCUUUCCCGCGGCUGUAGGAGCGCUGUGGGCAGCUAUGGCCCUUGAGGGGCGCUGUCUCCGGCGGGGAUCCCCGGCCAUGAUCAGAAAGGGUCGUCAGCGACGUCCUACAAAGCCAGCUCUGGCUCGGGUCACUUCCACUCUGCUGUCAAGGACACGCCUGCAUGGCCUAAGGCAUGUUUGCAUCCCUGGUGGAUCUGUGGGCCGCAGGGCUUUCUGGCUACUGGCCCUCUGCACCUCCCUUGGGCUGCUUUUAUCCUGGUCCUCCAACCGCCUACUCCACUGGCUUUCCUUCCCCACAUACACACGGGUCCACACAGAGUGGGCCAAAGAACUGGCCUUCCCCGCAGUCACUAUCUGCAACAACAACCCUAUCCGCCUCUACAAGCUCACCAAGAGCGACCUGUAUUUUGCUGGCCACUGGCUGGGCCUGCUGCUUGCUAACCGGACAGUGAGGCCCAUGGUUCUGGACUUGCUUCAAGAGGACCGUCAAGCCUGGUUCAGGAAGCUAUCGGACUUCAGGCUCUUUCUGCCCCCCAGAAACUUUGAGGGAACCAACCUGGAGUUUAUGGACAGACUGAGCCACCAACUAGAUGACAUGCUCCUCUCAUGUAAAUACAGAGGAGAGCCAUGUGGUGCUCACAACUUCUCUUCUGUGUUCACCAGGUAUGGGAAGUGCUACAUGUUCAACGCCGCAGAGGAGGGGAAGACGCUCCGCACCACCAUGAAGGGAGGGACGGGAAACGGCCUGGAGAUCAUGCUGGACAUCCAGCAGGACGAGUACCUGCCGGUGUGGGGGGACACAGAGGAUACAGCCUUUGAGGCAGGUGUGCGGGUGCAGAUCCACAGCCAGGCGGAGCCCCCGUUCGUUCACGAGCUGGGCUUCGGCGUGGCCCCUGGCUUCCAGACUUUUGUAGCCACACAGGAGCAGAGGCUGACCUACCUGCCUCCCCCGUGGGGAGAGUGUGAGUCGAAGGCUCUGGAGUCGGGCUUUUUCCAGGUCUACAGCGUAACUGCCUGCAGGAUUGACUGUGAAACUCGAUACAUCGUCGAGAACUGCAACUGCAGGAUGGUACACAUGCCUGGUGAUGCUUCUUACUGCACACCUGAGCAGUACAAAGACUGCGCUGAGCCUGCCCUUGCUAAACUGUCGGCCGUGGAGAGCAGUAACUGCAUGUGCAGGACACCGUGCAAUAUGACCCGCUACAACAAAGAGCUGUCCAUGGUCAAAAUCCCCAGCAAGACCUCGGCCCGCUACCUGCAGAAGAAGUUCAACAAGUCAGAGAAGUACAUCACAGACAACAUCUUGGUGUUGGACGUGUUCUUUGAGGCUUUGAACUACGAGACCAUCGAGCAAAAGAAAGCUUACGAGGUGGCAGGCUUGCUGGGUGAUAUUGGUGGUCAGAUGGGCCUGUUCAUCGGAGCCAGCAUCCUCACCAUCCUAGAGCUGUUUGACUAUGCUUAUGAGGUGGUGAAAGACAGACUACUGGAUUUACUGAGCAGAGAGGACGAGGAGGAGAGUCACGGAGAGGAUGUGAGUUCCUGUGACCCGGUGGCAAACCACUCGGAGUCCAUCAGCCACACUGUGACAGUCCCCCUGCAGACAACGCUGGGCACCCUGGAGGAGAUUGCCUGCUGAGGCCCUCCCCCCUUCACUCAGAGCCACACAAGUCCAGAGGCUGCCUCCACUGGGUGGCACUACAUCCUCUGUUAGGGCAUUCUGGACCUUAACAGUGGAGGGGAGGAGACGAAGACAAGAACAUGGGUUGGUCUAAGGACAGAGCUGCGCACUGUCACACUGCCCUGUCUGAGGCACUAAUGGGGAUUAAGGCGCUGUCGGCUGGACUUAUCGGCCCUCUCUGUCACCCUGCACUGUACUGUAGUGGGAGGGCGGACUCCGCUGUGCCAGACCUGCAGUGGGGUCUGUGUCUCCACAUACACGCACACAGAAAAUCAGAGACUGGGUGGGGCAACUAUCCAUAAAGGGGGCUCGUCCCUGUGCAGCAUAUCUAUGUAACAAACACAUUCAUAUGUCGGUCACUGCCAAAUGAACUGUACAAAAAUGGUUUUGAACUGUCCAAAUUGCAUGCGUCAAUCUAUCUUGCUCUCUUUGCUGAUGCAAACGCUGGACUGCAGUGUUGCUUUACUGUACAUGUGUGCCAUUUGUCUCUCUAUCUGCAGGACAGGCCUGUGACAAGGGUCCAGGUGACAUAUUGAACUUCGAAUGUACAGAUUGAACAUAUGGUUGUUUAAAAUCAUAGUUCAGAUAUGACCAAUCCUUUGAAAAACUAUUCUAAUGAGCUAUUUAUCAUUUCUUAGUUAAAUGUCUUGAAGGGGUUUGGUGAUGUAUGAGCAUUACUGAGGGGAAAAAACACCUGAACAUUUGCUUUGUUUUGUACUGAAAACAGAGUGAAAUCUGAACAUUUUGCAGCCCAUAUUUUGCAUAUUUUUUUCACCUGUCAGUUUCAGUUUAAUCAGUUUACUAAAAGGCAUCUUUGCUGCGUGAGUCCCGGGGUGCUAAGCUGUUCUCUACAGACAUCUUUAAAGGAAUGUCAUACUCGUACUGUUAAUUUAUGUGAAUAAAUGACUGGCUUCUGGCUGCUGCACCUCACCACAGCACCCAACUAAGUGAAGUAGAAUCUGAAUUUAUUUGCCUGCCAGACAGCAAGCCAUUUACAAAAUGCUGUAGCAAAUGAAUAUGCCCAGGGUGUUGUUAAACUAUGGUUUCAUUAAGAGUAUGUCAGGAUGAUAUUUCAGAUAGCUAUCACCAGUUUAUCUAGGAUGGCAUCAUUUUGUCCAAAAAAAAAAAAAACAAGCCCCGUCUUGACAAUUUUAAACAAUUUUAAUGAUUAUAAAAAUGAUUACAAAAGCACCAUGAAGAGAGUUCAGCCAAGAUGUUUUUUUUGUUUUUGUUUUUUUUAGGAUAUAGGGUCUGCUGUGCUAUGGUGUAAAUAUCUGUGUCUUUUUUUUUCUCAUAGAAACGGGUACCACACAGACAUGCCUGAAGCAGAUCUAAUUUAAAAGAACUUUGAUAAAACAUCAACUCCAGGUCCAGACGUGACUAGCUCUCAGUAGGUGAGAAUGUUAUGUAACAGGCAGCAGCAUUUUGAGGUAGUUGAAUGUCAUGCUAAAAAUGAAGGACACACUUUGCUAUGAGCACCAGGCAUCCUUUCCAAUACAGGUUCAGCUGAACCUUCAGUGUCCUCAGACACAACAGUUAACAUAUAUAUGGCUUUACACCAAAAGCUUACGUGAGACCAUGUGGAAGAUUUAGUGUAUCUGAGUUUUCUAUUUCUAGUUCAUGAUCAUCCUAGCAUGGUCUCUGUCAUCAUGGUAAUGUACAUUACAGGUAGGAAUGAAUUCAAGUGCUUUGUGAGACUGUUUGAAUUAUGCUUUCCCAUCUGUGGCUCAACCUACUGUCUCUGUGUACUAUCUCAUGUUGUGGCUUCAGACAAACACAAUCCUCAGCCGACCUUCAGGAGUGUGAGACAAACGUGUCUCGCUUCUCUUGGUGGCAACAACACUGGCUGUUUCUUCUCUCUACUUUGGCUUCAAUUGUUCUCGCAGAACAGCGUUUUCUCAUUUUGUGAUGCAGCAAACAGUGUGUGUUUUUAAUGUGAAACAAUUAAAUAAAAAAGUUGUUUUGCA
Siniperca chuatsi (mandarin fish) is the source of this 5553-nucleotide messenger RNA. RefSeq names its product acid-sensing (proton-gated) ion channel 2 (gene asic2). Gene Ontology annotation, cellular component: membrane. Bases 1868 to 3544 code for a protein of 558 amino acids. The transcript is spliced from 10 exons. The record is from RefSeq and is a predicted model, not a curated record. Gene Ontology annotation, biological process: sodium ion transmembrane transport. NCBI's taxonomy places the organism in Eukaryota, Metazoa, Chordata, Actinopteri, Centrarchiformes, Sinipercidae. Gene Ontology annotation, molecular function: ligand-gated sodium channel activity.